Pomacea canaliculata is the source of this 1123-nucleotide messenger RNA. RefSeq names its product proliferating cell nuclear antigen-like. Gene Ontology annotation, molecular function: DNA binding; DNA polymerase processivity factor activity. Bases 191 to 976 code for a protein of 261 amino acids. Gene Ontology annotation, cellular component: PCNA complex. The transcript is spliced from 6 exons. NCBI's taxonomy places the organism in Eukaryota, Metazoa, Mollusca, Gastropoda, Architaenioglossa, Ampullariidae. Gene Ontology annotation, biological process: mismatch repair; leading strand elongation; translesion synthesis. The record is from RefSeq and is a predicted model, not a curated record.
ACCAAUCUGCACACAGCGUUGUUCCCGCCACCUUCACUCUUGGCGCGAUUGUGGCUUCGAUACAAGGUAAACCUCGGGGCUGAACCUCCAUUUUCGACAACAGCUUUGGACUUUGAUCGUCUGUACCCUUCGUUUACAUCGAAACGUCUUCCUGGUUGUUACUUUUGUGAUUUUUCUUCUCGGGGGAAAAAUGUUCGAGGCACGACUUGUUCAAGGAUCUUUGUGGAAAAAGAUUUUAGAAGCGACAAAAGAUCUCCUCAAUGAAGCAAUUUACGAUUGCACAAGCACAGGAAUCAGUCUUCAAGCUAUGGACAGUUCACACGUUAGUUUGGUGUCCUUAAACUUGCGGAGCGAUGGAUUUGAUACCUACAGAUGUGACAGAAACUUGUCCAUGGGCAUUAAUUUGCCGAGCAUGGCAAAAAUACUGAAAUGCGCUGGCAACGAUGACAUUAUCACCAUCAAGGCCGGCGAUAAUGCUGACACAGUUACAUUUGUCUUUGAAUCGCCAAAUCAAGAGAAGGUGUCAGACUAUGAGAUGAAGCUGAUUGAUCUUGACACAGAACAUCUUGGCAUUCCAGACACCGAGUACAGCUGCGUAGUGAAAAUGCCAUCUGCUGAGUUUCAACGUAUCUGCCGUGACCUUAGUCAAAUUGGUGACUCUGUUGUCAUCUCGUGUACUAAGGAAGGAGUCAAGUUUUCUGCCAGUGGAGACCUUGGGACAGGAAACGUCAAACUUGCCCAGACAACAAGUACAGACAAAGAAGAGGAAGCUGUUAUUGUAGAGAUGAAUCAGGCUGUUUGUUUGACAUUUGCACUCAGAUACUUGAAUUUUUUCACCAAGGCAACUGCUUUAUCUCCACAGGUGACAUUAUCUAUGUCACAGGAUGUACCACUGGUGGUGGAGUACAAAAUUGCUGACAUGGGAUACUUGAGGUUUUACCUUGCCCCUAAAAUUGAGGACCAGGAUGGAGAAUAAAUGGGCAGGACAAUGUGACUAUUCCAUGGACAAAUUUGUUUCGAACUUUAAAGCCAGUCAUGUACACAGCAUGAAGACUGGAACAGUAAAAAUUGCAUUGUUGUGUUUUGAGAAAAGAAAAAUUAAACUAGUACUUUUUUCAGUCAA